Molecule: messenger RNA, 661 nt
Organism: Stereum hirsutum FP-91666 SS1
Lineage: Eukaryota; Fungi; Basidiomycota; Agaricomycetes; Russulales; Stereaceae
Product: GAF domain-like protein
Exons: 3
Coding region: 25-633 (202 amino acids)
Cellular component (GO): cytosol
Molecular function (GO): L-methionine (R)-S-oxide reductase activity
Source: RefSeq, a predicted model, not a curated record
CCGACCCUAAGCACCACGGUGACGAUGCCUCACGCCGAUUCCGCGUCUCUACCUUCAUAUAUCCGAACAAGGACUGAAUUCUGGAUAUAUGUGUACGAUCAACUAGCUUCUCUUCUUGAGGGCCAAAGGGCAUGGGUGACGAACCUCGCCAACGCCUCAUCUUUGAUCUACAACGCCUUGCUUGCCUUUCCUGAAUUUGGCGACGGUCCUUCAGCCGUAAACUGGUGUGGAUUUUAUUUGCACUCGUCGUUGUUUCCCCCUUCGAUCCACUCCAUACGUCCGAAUCCCGGGCGAAUCUCUCCAGACCGACUCCUUCUUGGACCAUUCUGCGGGAAACCCGCAUGUCAGUUCAUCAACGUCGCUCCAGGAAAGGCUCGUGGCGUCUGCGCAGACGCCUAUACUUCUCAGUCGACCAAGCUGGUUCCCGACGUUCAUGCCUACCCGGGCCAUAUAGCAUGCGACGGCGAUACGAACAGCGAAAUUGUGUGCUCCCUCUUGUUGAAGAUGGACGACAAGGAGGUGGCGCUUGGUGUUUUGGAUCUAGACUGCUUGGCGAAGAAUGGGUUCACUGAAGAGGACAAGGCAGGGUUGGAGAAAAUCGUGGAACUAGUUGUGCGCUCCUGUGACUGGUGAUACUACCAAUAUACAAUCCCUUUAUUCC